Messenger RNA from Leguminivora glycinivorella, 1478 nucleotides. It is a transcript of the gene Fng, whose product is annotated as fringe glycosyltransferase. Gene Ontology annotation, molecular function: O-fucosylpeptide 3-beta-N-acetylglucosaminyltransferase activity. Lineage: Eukaryota; Metazoa; Arthropoda; Insecta; Lepidoptera; Tortricidae. The transcript is spliced from 8 exons. Gene Ontology annotation, cellular component: membrane. Bases 143 to 1129 code for a protein of 328 amino acids. Gene Ontology annotation, biological process: regulation of Notch signaling pathway. The record is from RefSeq and is a predicted model, not a curated record.
UUUUAUUAGUUUGUAACCGUUCUUUGACUCAGCACCACAGCUUUUUCCUCGCGUGCUUAUCAAUAACAUUUCGAUAAACAAAGUCCAACAGAUGAGUGGCAAAGUAGUGAAGCUCAUGCGCGCUUUGGCGCCAUUCGGCUAGAUGGCGAGUCGAAAACUGCUUAAAGUCGCCGCGAUCGUCGCUUUCUUGUACUGCACCCUUUUGGUGUACCAGGGCGGUGUCUCUAACUUCCAAGAACCUCGAGUGCAAUUGCAGGAGCUGACUAUAGACCCAGUGACUAAAACUAGUGUUAUUAGUAAUGACAGUGAUACAACAAUAAAUAUAACAUUGGAUGAUUUGUUUAUAAGUGUUAAAACUACAAGAUAUUAUGAAAACUCGAGACUGCCAAUCAUUUUGAAGACAUGGUUUCAGUUGGCAAAAAACCAGACAUGGUUUUUCACCGACGUAGAAAAUCCAGUUCAUCAAAACCAAACAAACGGCCACAUGGUGAACACCAAAUGCUCUGCGUCUCACUCCAGAAAUGCACUGUGCUGCAAAAUGGCGGCUGAAUAUGACCGCUACUUAGAAACUAAUAAAAAAUGGUUCUGUCACUUCGACGACGACAACUACGUAAACGUACCUCGCCUAGUCGAAGUCCUCCAAAGGUACGACUAUAAAGAGGACUGGUACCUUGGCCGGACCUCGGUCUAUAAGCCAGUAAGGAUAUAUACCAAGUCCAAGAAGAAUAAAAAAGCGAAGUUAAAAUAUUCGUUUUGGUUCGGCACGGGCGGUGCUGGAGUAUGCUUGAGCCGAAGUCUGGCAUUAAAAAUGGUGCCUUUUGCAAGUGGUGGGAGGUUCAUCAGUUUUUGUGAUAACGUUCGGUUUCCUGACGACGUAUCCCUUGGAUAUCUAAUAGAAAACAUAAUUCAUAUAAAUCUGACGGUGAUACCCGAGUUCCACUCACACCUGGAGCAACUAAAGCUCUUGGAAACGGAGAGCUUGAAGGAACAAGUGUCCUUCGGUUACAUCAGAACCAAGAACGACUGGAACGUUGUCAACGUGCCGGGUUUUGACAAGUUGUACGAUCCUACUAGGUUCCUGUCUCUGCAUUGUUUCCUGUUCCCGCAUUUCAAGUUCUGUCCGAGAUAGCCAGUGUUACACCUCUGUGUGGAAAGCUAGUUUAUCUUAUUUAUCUCUGGUUGCCUAAAAUAGUUUUAAUUUAUUUUUUUGUUUUCAAUUUUUUUCUAAGUACAUUUAUAUUUGAAAUAUAUCGUGCCAUGUACAGUCAACAACACAGCUGUGAAUACAGGCAAAGUGCUAAAAAUAUGUAUACAGAACUUUAUUGCCUGUACAUUAAUUCACAGCUGUGUUGUUGACUGUACGAUGACGCGCAGAUGUUUCAAACCUUACCUUUAACAGUAUGAAAUUGUGAACUAGAGCACGCGUUAAGUGAAUGACAAGAUCUUAUACAUAAUUAUUUAUCAUGCCAUUUAAAUCA